AACAAAAGGAGGCGGGAGAAGUGGGGAGGUUCGGGCGUCAGUGCUGUGGGGACCGAAAGGGAGCCCGGUGUCCUGCUCGUGGGGCUGGGGCCUUAGGGUUAUAUGGGCGUGUUCUUCUUGCAGAAGUGAAGAAAAUGACCACAUCAGGUGUUGCAUUAAGAGUGGAAACUUGGCUCUUAUCUACCUGGCAUGUGAAAGUGCCAACACGAUGGCUAGAAGCUUGUAUUGAUUGGAUUGGAAAAGAACAUCAUGGAAGCAAUUUGGCUCAGGCUGCUAUUAACAAGCAAGUUUUUGAGCAGUGGCUUCUUACAGAUCUCCGAGAUCUUGAAUAUCCUGUUCUGCCUGAAUUCAUUUUAAAUGAUCCAAAAGGAGAAUUGAUUGGCUUUUAUUCUGUGCAAAUUGAUUCAGUUGUUGAUGUGAGUCAGCCUGCUUAUUCCCAGUUGCAAAAAAUAAGACGAAAAAACACUGUAAAUGAGGAAAUAACUGCUAAUACACAGAGGACCUUGAGGUCAUGGGAAGAAAAUCCUACUCGAAUGCUUGUGCUACAAAUGACUGAUGGCAUACAUCAUAUCCAAGGUAUGGAAUAUCAACCUAUUCCUCAACUCCAUAGUGGUCUACCUCCAGGCACCAAAGUUAUGAUACAAGGGAAAGUUGCAUUUCGUUUAGGUGUUCUUUUGCUUAAACCAGAAAAUGUGAAAUUAUUGGGAGGUGAAGUUGAUAGCCUUCUAAAGACAUUUGCUUUGGAGAGAGUGCUUGCUGGGUUAAUUGGAGAAGAAGACUGCAGUCCUAACAUUGUCAGGUCUGAUAUUGGCGAAAGUGAAAUUGCAAGGCCUAAUGAUGAGUUAGGGCUUUCUGAUGAAGAGCUUCUGGCAAGUCUUGAAGAAAAUGGUGAAUUAAGGACACAUGAAGAUCCUCCUGAAAGUGGAUACUGUACAAGAAGUAUCAGUUUAAAUUCUACUGUGUCUUCUCUUCCUCAGAGCUUUGGGAACAGCUUACAACAAAGAUCUGCAGAGUUAAUUUCAAGAAAUGAAGAACAACAAACUGUUUCAGUUCUAGAAAAUAUGGAAGGUGAUUUUGAUGGAUUUUCAAUGGAUGAUGAUUUACUUUUAAUAGAAGAGAUCCAGCAGGAACAGAUACAUGUUCUGAACACUAAUAUUAGUAUAAAUAAUCAAGCUGUUCAAGAAAAAAAAUCUAGUGAAAGAGGAAGGUAUAAUACAUUUGAAGAAAGCAUGACAGACUUUACUAUAAAUCAUAAAAAACAAUAUAUCCAGAAUUUAGAUGACAGUAAGAAAUCCUCUAAAAUCUCUAAUGAUGGAGAUGUCAAUGCAGAAUUCAGAUCGUGUUCUGAGCAGGUACAGAUGAUAAAAAUAAAUAAGUGUCACAAAGUUGAUUUGGAUACCCCUCCUUUUACGUAUCUAUCUAUUCUGUUAAGUAGCAACUGCAGAGAUAAUACUACUGUGAAAAUUAAAGCAUUCAUAGUAACUCUUACAGGAAAGCUUACAAGCAGUAAUGGCUUCUGGAGUGUAACAGCAAAAAUAUCUGAUGGCACUGCUUAUCUAGAAGUUGAAUUCGCUGAUGAGAUUCUUACAAGCUUAAUUGGCUUUUCUGUGCCUGAAAUGAAGCAACUGAGGAAAGAUCCUGUCCUGUACCCAAAGCUUAAGGAGGGAUUACAGAAUUGCCAACAAGAACUAAUAGACCUCUGUUGCUUGAUGACUAUUGAAUUUAAUGUUUGCCAGACAAAAGGAACAGUUAUAGUUUUGCAAGAUAUUAAUAUAAGUAAUUUGAAUCACUUAAAAAGACGGUUAUAUAUUUAACAUUUAGCCAGCAGGUUAUAAUUUUAAGAAAAACUUGUAUCAUAGACUAGGUGUUGAUUAUGGUAUUACUAUUUGAAUUCAGACUUGGAGAAUGGAGAAAUAUUUUAAUAUUAGCACAUCUCUUUAAUUCACUCAACAUAUGUAUUUGUUUUAGCAAUGGUUGAUGUGUUUUAAAUAUUUCCUCAAUAAUAUUUUUUAAAUAUGGGAAAAAUAAAAUCAAGAACUUAUUUCUAGAGUUUUUUAUCCUUUGUACUCUUACAAUGAGUAAAAUGAAAUAUAUGUAUUUGGAAUGAACAAGUCAGUCUUCUGUUUGUGAUUUUUUCCAGUUUUACAAUAUUGACAUGACAUUUGUGUCCAACACAUUUUGAAAACUUAAAUAUUAAAAUAUUGCCCCAAUUUUUCAAGUUAGGAAAUUUGAUAGCUCAGUCACUUAUGUACAGUAUAUACAUUGUAUUUAGGAAUUCACACAAAUCUUUAGAAAUAACAUUUAUUCGAAGUAGCAUGGAGGUGAUUUAUGAAUAAAUCAGAGGGAAGCCAUUUUAACCUGUUAUCUGACAGGAUGUCUCCAACAAAGAAUGUGAUAAAUGAGCCAGCUGCAGGGUCAGCGGAGAGGGUGAGAAUAAUUAGACAUGAGAGCUGGCUGAGUAUUUAUAAGGAAGAAAACAAAGAUAAGAAGAGAUGUUUUUAGAUUUGAUGUGCUACAGUUAGUAUAAAAUAUUUAUUAUGCUUUUUUUGGAAGCUUUAUAAAAAGGAGAAUGUUUUUCUAGCAAUUUGCUAUCUAAUAAAUUAUUUGCACUUUAAGUGUAGACUUGAUUUCUCUUUGCAAUAGUUUUUUUUAAAAAAAAAUGAUAUAAAUUAUUUUCUCCUAAAGUUAGUAUAUUUGUUGUAUCUUGACUAAUAGGGAGUUAAAAUAAAAGCUAUCCUCAGCAAUGUCAUGCAUUCCUUUCCAUUUUUAUUCACGGUAGUUCUCAUGUAGGAGUACAACAGGACUUCCAUUUAAAUGGGAUAGGACUGCAGUUUUAGGAUAAAGAAUUGGGGAUAGGGUUAAAUAGAGACUAGAUGUCCAUUGCCUAGGAUGUUCUUUUCCAUGGGUUGGAUCUAUGUUUAGUCAAGAUUAAGGAAAACAGUGUUUUACAUUAUAUAUGCAUCACAACUUCCUGGUAGUUGUACUCCUAACCCUUUCGGAACAUGCAUGAUUGGGAAAGGUUACAUAAUUAAUUUUCUGUUGCCUAUUUUCAUUAAAUAUUAACCCCAAUGCUUUUUAAUGAUUUUUUAGAUAUAACAAAAUGUUUUAAAUCUAGCAAACUGAUGGGGAAGGAAAAAAUGACAAUUGUGAAAAUUUUCAUUAAUGCUUUCAUUCCAUGUAUGGACAUAAAAUUUUAAAGGACAUCCAAUUACAUAGUGGGGACUACCAGCUGGUGAAACUUUCCAUUAAUGCUAUUAUUAUUAAAGCAAAACAGAACUCUUCAGUAACUAAUGAAAUUGGAGAAUCGUCCUACUGAUUUUUUUUUUUAAGUACAAUUGCAAAGUACACUUGAAAAAAGUCACUGGAACUCUUGAAAAAAAUUCUUAGAAUUCUAGAUAAUUUGCUCUUGAAGGACAUGUAAAGUAUGUUAAAAGAUUAGAAUGUAUCUCAGUUUCCCAAAGUUAUAUAAUGAGGCUGAAAAAUAACAGCUUACUUAGGAGAGUUCAAAAUAAUAUAUUUCUUACUGCAAUCGAAACAAAAUUAUUCCCUCUCAGGUUAAUUUUGAAAUGGAAUAGAAUAUUUAGUAUUAGCCAGACCACAUGUACUUUGUUCAAGUAUAGAUGUUAAAUUUUAGCAGGAUGUUAACCAUUGUAUACUGCAUAAUGGGGGACACUAACUGGUAAAAAUUCUGGAAACCAGUCUAGACCUGAGGAUUCUUCCUCUGAAGUUUAAAGGAGGCAGGGUAGAAGAAUUGCUAUCACUGAGGAGAUGAUUCAUGUUGAAACUAGUGAGCUGUUCAUUUGCAACUGUCUGUAUCAAACUGUUUUGAGGAUGGUGAUUCUACACAUACAGUUUGUUACGCAUAUUUUUCAGGUGCUACAUUAUCUUAAUAAUCUGUAAGGAAAAAAAUUAAAGAAUUACCACAUUUUAUUUAGCCCAGUAAAUGGCCAGAAUAUAAGGGCUGCACAUUCAUGCAUACUAAAUGUUUAAGUAUUAGAAAUAGCUUAUUUUGUUCAUUUUAUUGUUUAUUAGAGUGUUUUAGUUUGGGAUGUCUGGCUUAAUGUUUAGUUGUUUUUAUGUUAUUUCUAUUGUUGUAUGCCACCUAAAGUACACUGGAGUUGGGUGGUCAAUAAAUUUAAAUAAAGAAUGA
Crotalus tigris (Tiger rattlesnake) is the source of this 4150-nucleotide messenger RNA. RefSeq names its product RecQ mediated genome instability 1 (gene RMI1). The transcript is spliced from 2 exons. Gene Ontology annotation, cellular component: nuclear body; RecQ family helicase-topoisomerase III complex. The coding region runs from base 135 to 1814 and encodes 559 amino acids. The record is from RefSeq and is a predicted model, not a curated record. NCBI's taxonomy places the organism in Eukaryota, Metazoa, Chordata, Lepidosauria, Squamata, Viperidae. Gene Ontology annotation, molecular function: nucleotide binding. Gene Ontology annotation, biological process: resolution of meiotic recombination intermediates; double-strand break repair via homologous recombination.